UGAAAUUCUGAAAUAAUAAUCACACAAAUAAAAAGUCAUACGAUCACGAGUGAUUAACAUUCACGGCGCGGCUUACGAGUUUACUUACUUCGGUGUCCCUUGUCCGUGUGCCUGUAGCAUUUAAAUCAAAAUAUCGGACUUAGUAUUAAGUUUUGAAAUUAAUUCUUUUCUUGUACUCAAUUUAACCAACCAUGGCCGAAGCAAUGAGACAAACGGUUGCGUCGCUUUUGCAGGGCAUUGAAAGAUACAAUCCCCAACAUUUAUCUACACUUGAACACUACGUGGAAGUACAGUCCCAAGAGAACACAUACGAUCUGGAAGCAAACCUUGCAGUUCUCAAAAUAUAUCAAUUUCAUCACGAUUAUAAUUUGGAUAUCACUGUUCAGAUCAUGCUGAAGGCAAUCACCAACUUUCCUCAUUCUGAUUUUGUGUUGUGCAAAUGCCUGUUGAAUGAAAAAUUGUGUCAAGAAGCUCCAUUAAGUCAAGUAUUGUUCUUGGCUGAUCUAUUGGAAAAUUGCAACUUCAAAGAAUUUUGGUAUAAUGUUCAUUCCACUCCUGAACUGUAUGCUAAAGUCAAUGGAUUUUUAGAUUCUGUUCGCAAGUUUGUGUGUCAUGUGAUUGGUAUAACAUUUCAGUCUAUUGAAAAACAUAAUCUUAUGGAAUUAUUGGGAGGUAUUGAUGAUGCUGCUCUAAAACACUGGAUUCUAAAGUACAAUUGGAAGGAAUUAGAUAACAAAUACAUAUUUGUAGCUAAUCAAGAUGAAAAUAUCAAAACAAAAAAUAUUACUGAGAAAAUUGAUUAUGAAAAUAUUUUGGGUGUUAUGGCAAGUUGUCGUUAAGUUCUAAAUGUCGUAAAGUCAAAAUACAUUUUUAUACCAAUACUUAAAACAUAUGUUUAUUAAUAAUAAAUAAUUUAAAGGAUUGGAUUAUAUUAUA
Messenger RNA from Myzus persicae (green peach aphid), 936 nucleotides. It is a transcript of the gene eIF3k, whose product is annotated as eukaryotic translation initiation factor 3 subunit K. The record is from RefSeq and is a predicted model, not a curated record. Gene Ontology annotation, molecular function: translation initiation factor activity; ribosome binding. Gene Ontology annotation, biological process: regulation of translational initiation. NCBI's taxonomy places the organism in Eukaryota, Metazoa, Arthropoda, Insecta, Hemiptera, Aphididae. The transcript is spliced from 4 exons. The coding region runs from base 192 to 839 and encodes 215 amino acids. Gene Ontology annotation, cellular component: eukaryotic translation initiation factor 3 complex; cytoplasm.